UUUUAACUUGGCAACUCUAUGAAAAACUUAAAAUCCACUUGCUAUCGUGAGAAGCGGUCUAGUGAAAAAUAAGUGAACAUGGCUUCCUUGUGUAGACAAAUUGUACGCAUAAAUGCUCUCCGAAGUGUUCUUCUGUCCACCGCUCGACGGGGAUUUGCAGACAAAAUGAUGCCAGACCCCCUAGAGCACGCGACUGGUCUAGAAAGGAAAGAAUUGCUGGCGCUACAGUCAGGCAAUGACGACCCUUUCAACAUGAAGGUGCUGAAGAAAGCCGCCGGCACACGCGACAACCCCACACUCGUACCCUCAUGCUUCGACGCCCGUAUUGUAGGAUGUAUAUGUGAAGAACAUGCCACCUCAAUUAACUGGCUUUGGGUACAUAAGGAUCACCCCCGUCGCUGCGAGUGCGGACACUGGUACAAACUAAUCGAGAAGACGCCCCUCUAAACAACGCCGUUUCCAUUUAGUUUUACAAUUUAGUAGUGAUUAUAUUAACAGCAUUAUCGUAUGUGAGCGCUAAAGCUAAAAAUUCCAUACGUUCCUAAUUGAUGCGUCGAAGAAUCGACAUUAAUUAAAUAAUUGUAAGCAUUCAUCCAGUGUUUCAUUCGAUUCGUUACCCGCAGUGUUGUGUUAUCUGUUAACGGGAUUUAUUUUAUGUAGAUAAAAUUAAAAUUAUUAAAAAUCU
Messenger RNA from Maniola jurtina (meadow brown), 685 nucleotides. Its product is annotated as cytochrome c oxidase subunit 5B, mitochondrial-like. Bases 79 to 447 code for a protein of 122 amino acids. Gene Ontology annotation, biological process: mitochondrial electron transport, cytochrome c to oxygen. Gene Ontology annotation, cellular component: mitochondrial envelope. NCBI's taxonomy places the organism in Eukaryota, Metazoa, Arthropoda, Insecta, Lepidoptera, Nymphalidae. The record is from RefSeq and is a predicted model, not a curated record. The transcript is spliced from 4 exons.